Molecule: messenger RNA, 1956 nt
Organism: Spathaspora passalidarum NRRL Y-27907
Lineage: Eukaryota; Fungi; Ascomycota; Pichiomycetes; Serinales; Debaryomycetaceae
Gene: PGM2
Product: phosphoglucomutase
Exons: 1
Coding region: 206-1888 (560 amino acids)
Biological process (GO): carbohydrate metabolic process
Cellular component (GO): cytosol
Molecular function (GO): phosphoglucomutase activity; magnesium ion binding
Source: RefSeq, a predicted model, not a curated record
AAUGCAUUUGUAAAAUUUAUAAUUUCUAAAUUUCUCAUUUGUAAUUUCACCUUCCAUUGGCACCUAAUUUUAAAAUUGCGCUACACCUCCAAUCGCAACACACACCCCGCCCUCCUCCCUCCGAAAUUUUUAAUUUAUAUAAAAAGCCUCACACCAUUUCUCCUGAUUUAAUUCCUAUACACUCAAUUGCAAUUCCCCCAAUAAAAUGUCAGACUUUACUGUUCAAACAAUUGAAACAACUCCAUUCCAAGAUCAAAAGCCUGGUACUUCUGGUUUAAGAAAGAAAGUUACUGUCUUCAAACAACCUCACUACACUGAAAAUUUCAUCCAAGCAAUUUUGGAUGCCAUUCCAGAAGGUGCUCAAGAUGCCACUUUAGUUGUUGGUGGUGAUGGUAGAUACUACAACGAUGUUGUCAUUGACUUGAUCAUCAAAAUUGCCGCUGCUAAUGGUGUCAAGAAGUUGAUUUUGGGUCAAGGUGGUGUCCUCUCCACUCCUGCCACUUCUCACGUUAUCAGAAUUAGAAAAGCCACUGGUGGUAUCAUUUUAACCGCUUCUCACAACCCAGGUGGUCCAACCAACGAUUUGGGUAUCAAGUACAACUUGGGUAAUGGUGGCCCAGCACCAGAAUCUGUCACUAACAAGAUUUUCGAAAUUUCCAAGAAAUUGACCAGUUACAAGUUGAUUGACUUGCCAAAGGUUGAUAUUACCAAAAUUGGUGAAUCUAAAGUUGGUCCAAUUGACGUUGAAGUCAUCGACUCCACUAAGGAUUAUGUUGACAUGUUGAAGUCCAUUUUCGAUUUCCCAUUGAUCAAGUCAUUCUUGGACAAGGCCACCAAGGAAGAAAACUUUAAGGUGUUAUUCGAUGCCUUAAACGGUGUUACUGGUCCAUACGGUUACGAAAUCUUUGUCAAUGAAUUGGGAUUACCUCUUGAAUCCAUUCAAAACUAUAAGCCAUUGCCAGAUUUCGGUGGAUUGCACCCCGAUCCAAACUUGACUUAUGCUCAUACUUUGGUGUCCCGUGUUGAUAAGGAAGGAAUUGCAUUUGGUGCAGCCUCUGACGGUGAUGGUGACAGAAACAUGAUUUACGGUGCUGGUACUUUUGUUUCUCCAGGUGAUUCCGUCGCUAUCAUUGCUGAAUACGCUGAUGUCAUUCCAUAUUUCAAAAAGCAAGGUGUUUACGGUUUAGCCAGAUCCAUGCCUACUUCCGGCGCCAUUGACUUGGUUGCCAAGGAUAAGGGAUUGAAUGUUUACGAAGUGCCCACUGGUUGGAAGUUUUUCUGUUCCUUAUUCGAUUCAGACAAGUUGAGUAUUUGUGGUGAAGAAUCUUUCGGUACCGGGUCCAACCAUAUCAGAGAAAAGGAUGGUUUAUGGGCCAUUGUUGCUUGGUUGAAUGUUUUGGCUGGAUAUGCUGCCAAGAACCCUGGUUCCAAGACCUCUAUCGAAAUUGUUCAAAACUCAUUCUGGGAAAAAUAUGGAAGAACUUUCUUUACCAGAUAUGAUUAUGAAAAUGUUUCUUCUGAAGGUGCCAAUGACUUGGUUAAGCUUUUAGAAGGUAUUGUCAACUCCAGUAAGCCAGGUGAUGAAUUAAAACCAGGUUUCGUUGUCAAGGAAGCUGCUAACUUCUCCUACACUGACUUGGACGGAAGUGUUUCUUCUAACCAAGGUUUAUUCAUCAAAUUCGAAAACGGAUUAAGAUUUAUCGUUAGAUUGUCCGGUACCGGUUCCUCGGGUGCUACUGUCAGAUUAUACUUGGAAAAGCAUAGUAACGACAAGUCUACUUACCAAUUAAAGGUUGACCAAUACUUGUCCAAGGAGGUUGAAUUUGUAUUGGACUUGUUGAAAUUCAAAGAAUUUUUGGGUAAGGAAGAACCAGAUGUUCGUACUUAGGUCUAUUUACGUUUGCAUUGACAUUAUGUUUAUCUCUUAUUUAGAAAAAAUAUAUACGAUAUUAUUAA